AUGGAGGGGUUUUUGCUUGCCAAUGGCUACCAGCUGGGCAGGACGGUUGGGGAGGGGAUGUUCUCCAAAGUAAAGGAGGCUUUUUCCCAAAAACACCAGAAGAAAGUGGCAAUUAAAAUAAUGGACAAGAAGGAAAGCCCCGAAGAAUUUGUUCGCAAAUUCCUGCCCCGGGAGCUCCAGAUCGUCAUGAACUUGGAGCACAGGAACAUCAUCCAAGUGUAUGAGGUGCUGGAAUCCCCAGCUGGGAAGAUUUUCCUGGUGAUGGAGCUGGCGGAGGAUGGAGACGUCUUUGACUACGUCCUCCGUGAGGGUCCCCUGCCCGAGCCCCGGGCCAGAGCGCUCUUCCGCCAGCUGGUGGAUGCGGUGCAGUACUGCCACGGCUGCGGGGUGGCCCACCGGGACCUCAAGUGUGAGAACACCCUCCUGCAGGGCCACACCUUGAAGCUGACAGAUUUCGGCUUCGCCAAGCUGAUCCCCAGGGACGGCGCGGAGCUGAGCAGGACGUUCUGUGGCAGCACAGCCUACGCGGCGCCCGAGGUGCUGUGGGGUGUGCCCCACGACAGCCGCAAAGGUGAUGUCUGGAGCAUGGGUGCCAUCCUCUACAUCCUGCUCUAUGCCCGCAUGCCCUUCGAUGACACCGACAUCCCCAAGAUGAUGCAUCAGCAACAGAAAGGCAUCUCCCUCCCCAGGCACCAGAGGAUCUCCGGGGAGUGUCAGAACCUCCUGAAAAUGCUCCUGGAACCAGACAUGGACCUGAGACCUUCUAUCGAGGUGGUCAGCAGGCACCCAUGGCUGACUAACCCCUGA
This is a messenger RNA of Calypte anna (Anna's hummingbird), 807 nucleotides long. RefSeq names its product testis specific serine kinase 3 (gene TSSK3). The transcript is spliced from 2 exons. Bases 1 to 807 code for a protein of 268 amino acids. Gene Ontology annotation, biological process: microtubule cytoskeleton organization; intracellular signal transduction; protein phosphorylation. Gene Ontology annotation, molecular function: protein serine/threonine kinase activity; ATP binding; tau-protein kinase activity. NCBI's taxonomy places the organism in Eukaryota, Metazoa, Chordata, Aves, Apodiformes, Trochilidae. The record is from RefSeq and is a predicted model, not a curated record. Gene Ontology annotation, cellular component: cytoplasm.